AGUAUUUAUAUUUUCAAAAUUUGGAAUAAAAUAGAUAUGCAAUCUCUCUUUGUUAAAUGUUAGAAAUGUCAAUAAAGACCUGCUACGAUCAAGUGCAAUCAAUGCAGAUAUGGGUAAACAUUUCGAUUAUGCUACUCAUGUGAUUCCCAAAUUCACAAUCGAUCGGGUCCAAUAGAUUAGUAACACAAAACAGAAAUUAUACCUUAUUAGGAAAUGUACUAGAAAAACUAAAGCAUUGUUCCUGUUCCUCAGAAAAACGAUUAGAAAAAUUCUUUCAAAAAAAAUGAAAUCAAACCAACUGGUCAGGUGCCAACCAAAGAUUAUUUGAGCAAUGAUUCUAAAAAACAAGAUUACUCUAAAACCUUAGAUGUCAAUAGAGUCAACAACAAACAUGACUAUUUAGAGAAAAAGAUCGAUAGUAAUGAUAAAAGAGUUGAUUAGCCCUAUUCAUCCAACCAGAAAUUCAAUCUUGAUCAAGACAGAGGCUCUCAGUCAAUUAUUAAUUAACUAAAGGAAGAGCAACAAUAAGCAGAAAGAUUGAGAGUUGAACUCUCUCAAGCAAGAGACAAGGAGAAGGAAUUCCAAAGAAAAUUAUAAAAGGUUGAGAAGGAUUACGAAUAAAGAUCACAAGAUGAUAGAGAGAAAAUUUAAUAAUUAACAGAUGAAAAUAGAAAUUUGAACAAUAAACUUAGUUAAGCAAACAAGCAUUUAUAAGAUGAAGUUAAUAAAGUUAAAAAACAAUCAUAAGAUUAAAUCAAAAUGUUGGAAAGAGUUUUGAAGGAGAAAACAUAGGAGUUAGAAAAUAUAGCUUAAGAAUAUAAUUUAGAAGACAUUCAAUCCAUGAUGGAGUAACUAUAAUAGGAAUCAUCCAUGAAAGAUCAAAUUAUAGAACAAUUGCAACAAUAAUUACAGGACAACUAAGAGGCUGUUAAUGAAUUAUAAGAUAGAUUGGCAAGCAAUACUAAGCAAAAACAACAGUCAUCAAAUAAGAAGUCAGCAAAGAGUUAAGACAACGAGAAAGAUGAAGUUAUAUAAGAGUUGGGACAAUAAUUAGAAGCUAAGGAUGAGGAAAUUCACAAAUUGGAAGACUUAAUUGAGAAUUUUAAAUAGCUCUAUCAACAUAUGAGUGAUGAAAAACAAUAAUUAUAAGAAGAAGUUGAAAAGUUAGCUAAUGAAAAUAAUUAAUUUAGAGAAAUAUUUAGUCAAAAUUUACAUCUAUUUGGAAUUGAUCCUGAACAACUAAACGAAGAAGGAGAGGAGGGAGAGAAUGAGUAUCCUGAAGAAAUUGCUGAAGAGAAUGACGAGCAAAAUGAUUGA
Molecule: messenger RNA, 1317 nt
Organism: Paramecium tetraurelia
Lineage: Eukaryota; Ciliophora; Oligohymenophorea; Peniculida; Parameciidae
Exons: 7
Source: RefSeq, a predicted model, not a curated record